AUGUGGCAGCAGUCACUCCGCCGCCCUCCGCUCUCGAUUGCCGACGAAACCAUCUACUGGCAAACGCACGGUCUCCGCUUCUACGAGACCCAGUGGCAAAACUACAAGUCGCUCGGCGUCAUCGAAACGUACUCGGUGGCCAACGCGCUGGGCUUUGCGUAUCCUCUCACAAUCAAGUCGUCCAACGGGUCGCUGCACACGACGCAGCAGACGUCGUUCAAGAUGCAAUGGCCGCUCGCGAGUCUGCUCUGGGCAAUCACAGGCAACAGCAGUGGUCUUUCUGGGAGCAGUCUAGUGCGUCAGAGCCCUCGAUUUGCGUUUGCCAAUCGAACGAUCGCGUCGGUCUUGGCCAGAAACGGGUCCCUGACUUACCCACUGGACAUCGCCUUUGACAUCGUCGAGCGUACGCUUGGCCCCUUCGGUACUAUCUCGAUGCGCCGCGUGGCGUAUCCGGACGUGCUCGUCAACUGGAGUCGGUCGCUCACAGCCCGUUUCAGCGCCGAUAUGGUGCUCGCAAGCGCUGCCGCCAUAGCGGCAUACGAAGCGUUCCCAGGCGACGUCACGCUGCCUGUCUGGCCCAGCGCAUGGGCGUACGAGACGUUUGUCGGCGGCGACUUCAUGUGCCCGACGCAGUCCAAUAUGACGUCCAUGUGCAUGCUCUAUUCGAUGCAAGGCGCGUGCUCGGUCAACAUGCAAGACGUCGUGAGCAUCGACCUCAGUGCAAGCAGUCUCGCGCUCUUGGCGGUCGGUCCCGACGUGAACAUCACGCGCACGUGCGACGGUGCUGCCCAGCAAGAGACCGCGACGUGCCUCAUGCUUCUCGGUGCCACGACUGCCUUUUUGAACGAGCGGUAUACACAGCAGCAACGCAUCGAAAUGGCGACAGCGUCGACGGCCGUGUCGACCUACUUUGCAAAGGAGCUACCACUCGUGCUGCUUCAGUUCCUUCGCCAACCCAACCAAACGGUUCUCCUCGCGCAGUCGUUGCUCUUGGACCCGAACGACGUUGGGUUUCAUGUGUUUGGGUAUCUCUACCUCCUCGAGUGGCUCAACGGCGUGCGGGAAGUCGUUGCUUUUGACGGCGUACUUGGCAAUAUCACAGCGCUCUCGGGGCGCAAUGCUGUGCACAAGGGACCCGUCAAUCCGCUCGAAGUUCCAGUCAACGUUGCCUACUACGCCCGCUGCGUGCUCCUCUACGUCUCGGGCCCGCGGCCACAUUGA
Molecule: messenger RNA, 1221 nt
Organism: Saprolegnia diclina VS20
Lineage: Eukaryota; Oomycota; Saprolegniomycetes; Saprolegniales; Saprolegniaceae
Exons: 2
Coding region: 1-1221 (406 amino acids)
Source: RefSeq, a predicted model, not a curated record